AUGGAUCCAGAAAUAUAUUUAUUAAAGCUAAGCGUCCUUGAGCUAGAGACUGAAAAUAAGAAGUUAAAACAGCUUGCAAAACAGCUUCUAAAGCCUAAAGUUCCUCCUCCACCUACACAAGAACUAGUUGAUCAAUCCGAUUAUAGUGAAGAUUAUCUCUGGCAUAAAUUCAUUAAAGGAUUAAAGCCAGAGAAUAAUAUAUGUGUCGGAAACAUUAAAUUACCUAAUAACAAUAGAGUCUCUUCUCUCGCGGAUGCAAUCAAAACCCGUUGUCCAGAUCGAUUUCAAGAUAUAGAUUCGACCAGUUUGGAUUUAUAUAAGGCCGGGGUGAUAUCUGGUAGCCUUGCAAUCCCCAAGUCAGAAUACAGUAGUGCAGUUAAAAUAGAAGGCGGAACAAAAAUGCAACUGCAAGACAGAAUUUAUAGUCAUUUUCCCAAACAACCCCAACUUAAAUAUCCCAGUGAACGUUACCAUGAACAGGGAAUUAAUGUUGUCGUACAUCCUGAACCGUUGCCAGAAGCGCUAAGCAAAGAUAAAUAG
Messenger RNA from Funneliformis geosporum, 540 nucleotides. Lineage: Eukaryota; Fungi; Glomeromycota; Glomeromycetes; Glomerales; Glomeraceae. The record is from the annotation of a GenBank genome assembly.